This is a messenger RNA of Colletotrichum truncatum, 198 nucleotides long. NCBI's taxonomy places the organism in Eukaryota, Fungi, Ascomycota, Sordariomycetes, Glomerellales, Glomerellaceae. The record is from RefSeq and is a predicted model, not a curated record.
AUGAAUAUGCGGACCAUCAGUUUGCUGGCCUUCUUCCCCCAGCAGAGAUGGAUCUUUAUCGUGUCUGGAGAUCUCAGUAAUCGAAAAUCGCAGGGUCUGAAGAACAUGGUCGUGCACAGCUGGCUGCCUGUCCGUCGAAGUGGGACGAAAACAUCGGCUCUUGAUAUCUCCGGCUACGAGACAAGUGAUACCCAGUAA